AAGUGCACGAACAAAUAAAAACAAACGCACGCCGUAUAGUGAAACUACUCGGGUGUGUGGAAUGUUCAUAAUAUUGUCACCGAGUCGCACAUGAGGUGGCAUUCGUCGAACUAGAACCCCCGAGCCGAGUUGACUGUGAAGUACGCCGUCGAGAAAGAGAGUGAGAUAAGCGAAAGAACCAACAGCAUUUUGCCUGUCGGUACUAUCUGGAACAAAAUUGAUAACAACAAACGGGAGGAAAGAGCUUGAUUGAAAUACUUAGCAGCAUCACCAUUCGCUAUCGAAGCGAUUGAGAUCUGUGCGCGCGUCCCCAAAUCGUCACAUUAUUAUUCGUCUAGCGCGUGUCAAAGGAAUGUAAAUAAUGAUUGAAACUACAGAGCAAUCAAAGGAUUCGAACGACACGGAAGAUGAGGACGACGCUUUGUUACCGGUCAGCUUUAACUGUGAGCGCCACCGUGGCAAGAUAGAGGGAAUCAAUUGCACCACGCAAUGUUGGCGCGUAAGAGACCGUAUGAAGACGGUCAGCGUGGCGCUAGUGUUGUGUCUGAACAUUGGCGUCGAUCCACCGGACGUUGUAAAAAUCGACAAAUGUGCGCGGGUAGAAUGUUGGAUCAAUCCGGCCUCCUAUUCCCCGGGGAAAGCAUUGGAAAUGAUCAGUUACCAGCUGCAGAAGCAGUACGAACGGUGGCAACCCCGUGCACGCUAUCGCUAUUCGCUUGACCCAACGAUGGAAGACGUAAAGAAGCUCUGUACCUCGCUGCGUCGAAAUGCGAAAGAGGAACGGGUGCUGUUCCACUACAACGGUCACGGAGUACCUCGUCCGACGGCAAACGGCGAGAUAUGGGUGUUUAACCGGACGUUCACGCAGUACAUCCCACUGUCGAUCUACGAUCUGCAAACGUGGAUGGGUGCGCCAUCGAUCUAUGUGUACGACUGCUCAAACGCUGGUAUCAUUGUGAACAGCUUCAACAUGUUUGCCGAACAGCACGAAAGCGAAUUGGAACAAAUGCGAAAUCGAAGCGGCAGUACGGCUGGACAACCGCACGCUAGCGCGGAUCUGCAGGCGGACGAAAGCCGUGUAUCACCGUCGCCAUCUGCCGGUGGGACCGGUACGACGACGUACCGGAACUGCAUUCAACUAGCAGCGUGCGCCUCCGAUCAGUUGCUGCCGAUGAAUCCAAACCUUCCAGCCGAUUUGUUUACUUCAUGCCUUACGACACCGGUUAAGAUGGCAUUGCGAUGGUUUACGCUUCAAUCCACCUCGCAGCUUGUCCCGGAAGUGACCGAGGAACUGAUUGAAAAGAUUCCGGGACAGCUUAACGAUAGACGCACGAUGAUGGGAGAGCUGAACUGGAUAUUUACCGCCAUUACGGACACGAUCGCGUGGAAUACGCUUCGGCCUGAGCUGUUUCAGAAACUGUUCAGGCAGGACUUACUCGUAGCGAGUCUGUUCCGUAAUUUCCUGCUUGCCGAGCGCAUACUGCGCGCGUACGAUUGUACACCCAUCUCGAGUCCAGCACUACCCCCUAGCUACCGGCACCCGAUGUGGUCUGCGUGGGAUUUAGCGCUUGAUCAAGCCCUCGCCCAGCUGCCGGACAUCCUAGAGAAGGGAAAACCAUUCCAGCAUUCGCCCUUCUUCGAGGAGCAACUGACGGCGUUUCAAGUGUGGCUGGAAGGCAGCACGGAGCAGCGAAGCCCUCCGGAACAGUUGCCAAUCGUGUUGCAGGUGCUAUUGUCGCAGGUUCACCGCUUGCGUGCCUUGGAGUUGCUGGGACACUUUGUCGAUCUCGGACCGUGGGCCGUUAAUUUGGCACUGAGUGUCGGUAUCUUCCCGUACGUCCUGAAGCUGUUGCAAAGUUCGGCGAAAGAGUUGCGACCCUGCUUGGUGUUCAUUUGGGCGAAAAUAGUAGCGGUCGAUGGAACAUGCCAGAUCGAUCUGAUACGUGAGCAUGGUCACAAGUAUUUCCUUAACGCCCUGCUAGAAACGAAUCCGGGUGGUCAACCGUUUAAGGGCAAUCACCGAACGUACGCUGCCUUCGUGCUGGCCAGCAUUGUGCAUAACUUCCCCAACGGACAGUCGAGUGCACUGCAGGGUCAGCUCGUUUCAAUCUGCCUCGAUCAGCUGAACGACGAUAGUAACCCACUGUUACGACAAUGGUUGGCCAUCUGUCUGGGCCAUCUGUGGCAAAAUUACGAGCAGGCCCGCUGGUCCGGUGUGCGAGACAAUGCGAACGAAAAGCUUUACCCGUUGCUUAGCGAUCCUUAUCCGGAGGUGCGAGCUGCUGCCGUCUACGCACUGGGAACGUUUAUUAGCUCGGUGAAGCAACGAUCCGAUCAUGCAAACAACAUCGAUCGUUCGACGGCGUUGCACCUUUUCGCCACGGUAAGCAACGAUAUGAGUCCGCUCGUGCGCAUGGAGCUAAUAGCGGCAAUCCAGUGGAUGGUACUGUUCUUCGAAUCGCAGUUCGCCGGGACGUUUCUACAGUUGGACAGCCCCGAACGUAGCACGAACCCGAUGAAACGUGUUUCAAGCACAAGCAACAUCCUUGGCGUCGGCAAAACAUCUACGCGGCAAAGCAUGGUUGGCUUUUUUCAAAAACUGUGGAAUGGAUUCAUCUCCCUGUCGAAGGAUCCGUUCCCGGAGGUGGCUACGAUGGCACAGAAAGUUGUCGAUUAUGUACGAGCCGACAGCGCAAAAGAAGUAACGGUUUGCGAGAAAGGCUCACACCAUUCCGGUAGUACGUCCAGCGUAAGUUUGCCUCCAUCGCCAAACACUCGGGUUGGUUUUCUGGCUGGUGAAUCACCACCAACGCAUAGCGGAUUGCACGGCUCGAGCGAUAACGGUGGUAGUCAUAACAGGCUCGCGAAUCAACAAACGCCCUUAGCAAUGAAGAAGCGAAUCCACAUCGUAAACGACAGCCCAUCGAACGAUUACAUCGACGGACAGGAUAAGCCAUCAUACCCGUCCACCCACUCUCUGCAAGCAUCCACCACCCCGCUGAAACCGAUCGUUGGGACGAAAUUUAUCGAAUGGUCGGUCAGCUUUUUUGCCCAACCGUCGAAACGCAUGAACGAAACGAGAGCGGCCGGUACGGACCACAAUUCGUACGAAUUUCUCAUCCGAAAGUCGCGCUGGUUGCGCAACAAAGAGGUACGGGCCGAGGGUCGGUUGCAGCGAAAGAAGGCAAUCUUCAAGCGGCUAGAUGUGCAGAGUUGGUACUGCCGAACGCAGCAUGCGCCAACGAUCAUUAAGCUGAAUCCGUACGACGAGCAGGUGGCUUUUGCCUACAAGGAUCGAGUUAUCGUAGUGAACAUGAAUACGGAAGUGACGCACACUCUUACGCCCCAAAGACAAUCCAUUUACGACAGCUCCAGCAGUCUGAUCAGUAACACCAGCAGCGGGUACCAAUCCUUGCAGCAUCAUGGAACGCAUCGGCUAAUGAAUCAGUCGAUCACUUCUCUUGACCAGCACCAUCCGUCACUUUUCCAGUCACAGCAGCCGCAUUCAUUUCCGCACCACCAAUCGAAGCCGUCGAGUGAAUCGUUACCCACGCAUGGAUUCGGCAGUCACGCGCUCGCCGUUACAUCGCUGGAGUUCCUCAAUGCCCACGACGUCGGUGUAAUAAUGGCCGGGUACAGUGACAGUACGAUACGGCUGUGGCGCCCGAAGGAUACAAGCGAUGAAAAUGAAUUGCUUUCCGCAUGGCACGGUUUGCUGGAUUUCAAUACUUCGAGCGCAGCGAAGGUGAGCUGUACGGAAUCGGCACCGGUAGCGCACGGCAGCAGUACCGCGCCAGGUGGCCUAAUUCUUGCGUGGCACCAGCGUUCGCAAACGAUCAUGGCGGCGGGCGAAGCGAAAUACAUUCGUCUGUGGGAUGCUGAACGGGAGAUGCGUAUCUGUGAUAUUCCGAGCGGGUCCGACACGGCCGUACUGAAGAUGUCCUGCGCGCCGAAUGGUUUACUUGCUGCCGGAUUUUACGACGGAAGUGUUCGCAUAUUCGAUCAGCGCUGUGCACCGUCGGAGACGCGAUGUGCGACGAUACGCGAACACAUUAAUCCCGUGCUGGCCAUCUGUCUGCGGGAUGAUUGCGAAUCGCUCGUGACGGCCGGUGUUGAUGCGGUGGUACGCUUGUACGACAUACGGAAGGCGUACUCCUCCGUACAGCACUGGAGCGCCGGCACGGAUGUGUCGGCAAUGGCCAUCCACACGAGUGCGGACAUUUUGGCCUGUGCGACCAGUCAGAUCACCAUCUACGGGCUUGACGGGGUGGUCCUCAGUACGGGGCGCAGCAACGAAGGAUUUAUGGCUCCCAGGAAGGGGGUAGCCUCGUGUCUGUCGUUCCACAAGUUUAAACUCAACCUGGCGGCGGGAUACAACGACAAUACCGCGGCGGUUCUAGUGCCAUAAGGGAAUAUAGGAUGGCUAACGCGUAGAAACUAAACAACAAACUUUGCUUCAUUCCGCGCAUAUAAUUUGCUUUCGGAUGCAUGCAAAACCAGUAACUUGUAAGCUACAAGGCAACGACACUCGCAGGUAAUGUUGCUCACAAAUCAACUAUUGCCGGUCCAAUCAGCCUGAUAGCAACCGUUGAACCCGUAUCACCCAUUACUAAUACCGUCAGAUUGGAUGGCAACAGAUUUUCAACUGAAAAUCCAGAUACGCCAUUGCGUGGGAUCUCGUUCCCAGUUGCUUGCUAAUACGCUAGCGCCAUGUAAAAUGUAUUUUUUCCAAACGAUGUACGACAACAAAAAAAAUCGCUUAGAAAGCAACACGAAGCAAAGAUGAUUAAAUGGAAUGAAAGUUUCGAAGCAACUUUAAUUGAAAGUUCACAAACAUUUGGUUGUUCCGAAAUCGUGCAAUAUUAACCCCUAAGCCCAUGGUACGUACAUAUCAUGUAGUUGCCUAAAGUUAGUCACUAAUCCGUAGUCGAUGUAGGUAGAAAUAAUGUAAUUAUCUACUUUUUUAUAUGGUUUUAAAUGAUCGAUACCGUAUGUUGUGCAUAUUUAUUAUGUUAAUGUUGCUUAGUAGCUUAGUUUACAACAUGCGUUAGGCAUAUUUCCACAGGUUGUGCUUGGGUUUUGAGUGUUAAUCAAAUUAUUUUUUUGUUUUAUGCAAUAGAUGCAAUAAUGUUGGCAAUAAAACUAUUAUUCAA
This is a messenger RNA of Anopheles moucheti, 5153 nucleotides long. RefSeq names its product regulatory-associated protein of mTOR (gene raptor). Gene Ontology annotation, biological process: positive regulation of protein serine/threonine kinase activity; cellular response to starvation; TORC1 signaling. Bases 362 to 4408 code for a protein of 1348 amino acids. The record is from RefSeq and is a predicted model, not a curated record. NCBI's taxonomy places the organism in Eukaryota, Metazoa, Arthropoda, Insecta, Diptera, Culicidae. Gene Ontology annotation, molecular function: protein binding; protein-macromolecule adaptor activity. Gene Ontology annotation, cellular component: TORC1 complex; cytoplasm. The transcript is spliced from 4 exons.